AGAGAGUAACAUCAUCAGACAUGGAUUAGUUGUAGUAUGUAACUAUAAAAAGGCUGAAUCACUUAAUUAGCUUACACCACUGAAUAGCAAAAUCUUCUAGCUUUAAUUUCUUACAGCAGUUGUUACAUGGGGCAAGAAACAAAUGGAGUUGUAAGGUUAAUCCACAAAGGAGAGGAAGAAUCUCAAGCUCAAGAGGAUAUAUGGAAUUGCAUAUUUGGUUUCACUGAAAUGGCUGUUGUUAAAUGUGCUAUUGAAUUGGGAAUUCCUGAUUUCUUGGAAACACAUCAACAACCUGUUUCCUUAAACAAACUGUCCAAUGUACUUGGCUGCUCUGCUUCUUCGUUGUAUCGAAUUCUGAGGUUCUUGACUAACAGGGGAAUAUUCAAAGAGGUGUCCACUGAAAAUGGCGAAACAGGUUAUGUGCAAACACAUGUUUCGCGUCUGCUUAGAAGAGAUGGAGAAAAUAGCAUGGCUGCUCUUGUCUUACUUGAAAGUAGCCCAGUUAUGCUUGCACCAUGGCACUACCUCAGUGCCCGCGUUUUGGCUAAGGAAAAUACUGCAGCAUUUAGUGCGGCUCAUGGAAAGGAUGUAUGGGAGUAUGCAAAAACCAAUCCAGAGCACAGCAAGCUGAUCAACGACGCACUGGCGUGCCAUGCGCGGGUGACAAUGCCUGCUGUUAUCGAUAAUUGCGCGGAGAUAUUCAAAGGGAUAGAGUCAUUGGUGGAUGUUGGAGGAGGUAAUGGAACAACUCUUGGUAUGUUGGUGAAGGCAUUCCCUUGGAUCAAAGGGAUUAACUUCGAUCUCCCUCAUGUUGUCUCUGUUGCUCCUCAUUGUCAUGGUGUUGUGCAUGUUGAAGGGGAUAUGUUUGAUUCUGUUCCCAAUGCUCAUGCUGCUUUCCUCAUGUCGGUUUUACAUGACUGGGGUGAUGAGGAAUGCAUUCAAAUCUUGAAAAACUGCAUAGAAGCUAUUCCAAAAGACACAGGAAAAGUGAUAAUUGUGGAGGCUGUUCUUGAAGGAAAAAUAGGCAAAGAAAAAAGCCUCAAGGAUGUUGGUUUAAUGUUGGAUAUGAUAAUGAUGGCUCACACAAGUAAUGGAAAAGAGAGAAGUGCAAAAGAAUGGGCUCAUAUUCUCACGGAAGCUGGAUUCAGUAGGCACUCUAUUGUGCAAAUUCCUGCUAUUGAAUGUGUUAUUUUCGCUUAUCCUUGAGUUAGAUCUUUUCGUAUGAUUGAUUUUAUUGUUAUUUGGAUUUAGUUUUGGGAUCACUGUUUGGAUUAAUGUGGGAUAAUUAUUUUGUAAUUUAAAUAUUGUUGUGUGUCCUUACCUAUGUAUUGUAUUGGGUAUGUUAUGGUUUUCGAAUAUUAUUGUAUCUAUCA
Molecule: messenger RNA, 1373 nt
Organism: Capsicum annuum
Lineage: Eukaryota; Viridiplantae; Streptophyta; Magnoliopsida; Solanales; Solanaceae
Product: acetylserotonin O-methyltransferase-like
Exons: 3
Coding region: 127-1206 (359 amino acids)
Biological process (GO): methylation
Molecular function (GO): S-adenosylmethionine-dependent methyltransferase activity; O-methyltransferase activity; protein dimerization activity
Source: RefSeq, a predicted model, not a curated record